AUGGGAGAAUUGAUGGAAGCUGUAAGGCCAUACCAUGAUAUAACCUUCAUAUCAGACAGACAAAAGGGUUUAGUAGAAACCUUUGAUUCACUUAUGGAAAGGUCAGAUCACAGGUUUUGUGUGAGACAUCUUUAUGAGAAUUUUAAGCUGAGGUUCAAAGGCCAGCAACUAAAGAUAGAAUUGUGGGAAGCUGCAAUGGCAUACACUGAAGCACAAUUUCAACAACAUAUGAGAAAAAUCAGAGACUUGAAUGUUGAAGCUUAUGAUUGGUUAACAAAGGUGCCAGCUAAAUCGUGGGCAAGGUCAUCCUUCACUGAAACUUCAAAAAAUGAUGUGCUCAUUAAUAACAUUUGUGAAAGUUGGAAUGCUGCAUUGAACAAAGUCAAACAGCAAACGACCAUGUGUAAAGUUCAUUAUGCUGGUGAGAAUAAGUAUGGGGUGCAAUGUUAUGGCAUCAGUGAGGCAGUUGACAUUGAUAAAAGAAGUUGCAGCUGUAAAGUUUGGAACUUGACUGGUAUCCCAUGUAGGCAUGCUGUGGCAUGUAUUUUCAUUAAGAGAGACUCUCCUGAGGUAUGUGUUUACCCAUUUUAUCAGAGGGAAACCUAUAUGAAGUGUUAUAGUGGCAUGAUCCUUCCUAUUCCAAUGGAAAGGUUAAUGAAAACUAACACCAUUGACCCAUUACUUCCACCACAUUAUAGGAAACCCAUUUGUACGCCAAAAAAGGCUAGAAAGAAGAAGAAUGAUGAUCCCAAAGGUUCAACCAAGCUUAGCAGGAGGUCAAUGGUUGGUCUAAAAUGUACCAGGUGCAAAGAGAAUGGGCACAACUCAAGGACUUGCAAAUUACCUGAGCCUUUGGUAAUUGACAGACCUCCACCAAGAAGGGGAGGUAGACCACCAACUGUUGGAAGAGGGGGAGCAAGAGGACCUACUGGGAUGCCACUAAGAGGAAGAGGAAGAAAGGCUGGAAGAAGGAGAGAGAGAAGAGUUGAAGUUCCUGCUCCAACACCUUCAAACCAAGAGGUUCAAAAUAUACCAUAUUCUCAGCUGUAA
Messenger RNA from Cornus florida, 1050 nucleotides. RefSeq lists its product as uncharacterized. The record is from RefSeq and is a predicted model, not a curated record. Gene Ontology annotation, molecular function: zinc ion binding. NCBI's taxonomy places the organism in Eukaryota, Viridiplantae, Streptophyta, Magnoliopsida, Cornales, Cornaceae. The transcript is spliced from 4 exons. Bases 1 to 1050 code for a protein of 349 amino acids.